UGUCUGUGCACAAGCAGCGCCGCGGCGUAGUUGUUGUUUAUAAGUUAAUUUUACUAUAAAAUGGUUAUUGUUCUUGUUAACUGAUUUUUGUUUUUUUCACAUUCUUAAAACAGAGUCCGUUUGAGUUUGCGAGACGUUGUAAAAUAUUAUUGAUAGGGUAGAAUUUAACCGUGUCGAAUUUUGUUCCUUUUCUAUAUAGUAUGCAGUAAGAAAAAUAUUGGACAAAACAAAGGCAAAAUGCCGAAACCACACAAUAAAAACGAAAAACCUCGAGAAUUAGAUGACGAUUACGAGGUUGUGUCUUUUGAAGAAUUUUGUGAUAAGCCAUCAAGUGCAAAAACCGAUUUGUUGUCUUUAAAUGAUAAUAUCAACUAUCGAAUAUAUUAUGAGAGCCUUAAAUUGCCAAAAGAUGGUAGCAGUUCGAACAUCGAAGAGGUAUUCGAUAGAGAGGUAGAAGGACAAAAGGAGACUUCAUUGAAUGGGCCCAAAGGAGGUGUCUACACCAAGUUACCGUUCGCGCCAUUUGGUAAAAGUGGCGCAAAAUCUCGCGCUCCUCUAUUCAGUGGAAUUAUCCCGAAACCUCGAAGCGAUGGAGAUACCACUAGGGAACCGAGAUAUCAACGUUUCUCUCAACGCCGUACAACAUUGCAACGAGCCUGGGAACAAUUGAAGAACAUCUGUCCCGGGAUGUUAGGUGUUGGGUUGAUGUGUGUGCUGUGCGUGGCUGUAUGGCUUGUGGUGGGAGGUACUUUAGGCGGCGCCUGGACUGAGGAUAAAUACAGAAAAUUAUGGCAACGAGUUCACCCUGAAAACACUGAGCGACCUAUGACAUACUAUGAAAUGGUUGUUCCGGAAGUUCAUUACCAUGAUCACAACAACUUGAGCACAAAGAACAAGUUCAAUGGUUCAGAAGGUUCUAGAAAGACGCCAUUAGAGGAUGAGAAAUACCAACGUUUGAUGCGUCCUAAACCUAUACAAGUACCAACUGAGGCACCGCAGACAAAGUAUAUAGAGAGGACCCCAGAGAUGCUGCGGAAUAUGUGUUCGAAUGUAACGGAUAAUAUGCGUUUUGAUUGUUACCCGCAGGCGGGUGCAAAUGAAGAAGGUUGCUUGAAAAGAGGUUGUUGCUGGAGGUCAACUAAUAUACAAGGCGCGCCAUACUGCUUCUACCCACCACAUUACGACACAUAUAAGUUCUACAACAUGACGGAGAAUAAACGCGGUGUGACAGCGUUCUUUGCGCUAAAUCGCCCCUCCGGCUACCCAGGAGACUUUCGUAUGGUCCGCGUUGAUAUAAUGUUUGUUACUGGAGAUAUUAUUAAUGCUAAGAUAACUGAUGCAGAAAAUCCAAGGUUCGAAGCCCAGUAUCCAGAGAUUCCAAUGGUGUAUGGUUCUAUCAAGACAAUGAAAUACAAAAUGGUACUUGAAAGUUCAAGUAUCGGAUUCAAAGUUAUCCGUCUCUCUGAUAAUGUUACUGUAUUUAACACUCAAGAUGUAGGUGGAUUGAUAUUAUCGGAUAAAUUUCUGCAGAUUUCAUCGUUAUUGCCCACCAACCAGAUAUACGGUCUGGGAGAGAGACGGGCUCGAUUCAGAACUGAAUUGAAUGAUUGGAAGACAUUUACUAUGUUUAACUCAGAUCAGGCACCUGUUGAAAAUACGAAUUUGUAUGGAAGUCAGCCGUUUUAUUUGGCGUUAGAACCGGACGGCAAAGCGCACGGCACAUUGCUUAUAAACUCGCAUGCUAUAGAUGUGGUGGUACAGCCGACGCCGGCGAUAACUUACCGUACAAUCGGGGGUUUGCUGAACUUCUACAUAUUCCUGGGCCCGGCGGCGGCGGACGUGGCGUCGCAGCUGACGGAGAUCGUCGGCAAGCCCUUCAUGCCGCCCUACUGGGGGCUCGGCUUCCAUCUCUGCAAAUAUAACUACGGCAGUCUACAAGUAACUAGAGAUGUAUGGAAAAGUAAUAGAGAUGCUGGAAUCCCAUUGGACGUGCAGUGGAACGAUCUAGACUAUAUGAAAGAUGGAAAUGAUUUUACAUAUGAUGAUGUCAAGUUUAAAGGAUUACCGGAGUUUGUGAAGGAAUUACAUGAUGCUGGGAUGCAUUAUAUGGUGUUGUUUGAUCCCGGAGUGAGCGCUGCAGAGAAAUUGGGUACUUACCCACCUUUUGAUAAGGGACUUGAAAUGAACAUUUUCAUUAAGAAUUCAACCGGACAACCUUUUGUGGGAAAGGUUUGGAAUAAAGUGUCAACGGUAUGGCCGGACUUUACGCACCCCAAUGCCACAAUGUAUUGGACCCAAAUGAUGUCAAACUUCCAUAAAAAGAUACCAUACGAUGGCGCUUGGAUUGAUAUGAACGAACCAUCAAACUUCGUUUCCGGUUCUUUGUACGGUCAAUGUGCUCCAGAAGAUUUGCCAUAUGUACCUCAUUAUCUUACCAAUGGAUUGAAACAUAAGACACUUUGUAUGGACGCACAACAUUAUGCUGGGAAACAUUUCCAAUGGCACAAUUUGUAUGGACUUACUGAAGCUAUCGCUACACAUUUUGCCUUAGUCGAGAUCCGCGGCAGUCGUCCGUUUAUAAUAUCGCGGGCGUCGUUCCCCGGACUGGGACGGUUCGCGGGCCACUGGAGCGGGGAUGUGGACAGCAGCUGGCAUGAUAUGAGGAUGAGCAUUCCAGAGAUGCUGAGCUUCAGUUUAUUCGGCAUCCCGAUGAUGGGGGCGGACAUCUGCGGCUUCCGCGGCAACACCACGGUGGAGCUCUGCAAGCGCUGGAUGCAGCUCGGAGCCUUCUAUCCAUUCUCCAGGAAUCAUAACUCCGAUACUUCUAUGCCACAAGACCCAGUGAGUUUGGGCGCGGAGGUGGUGAGUGCGUCCCGCGCCGCGCUGCGCACGCGCUACUCGCUGCUGCCCUACUACUACACGCUGUUCUGGAGGGCACAUCUGCACGGCGAACUAGUUGCCCGACCGUUAUACUUCGAUGAUCCAAGUGACACAGUAACACACGACAUAGAUACUCAGUUCCUGAUCGGACCGUACCUGCUGGUGUCUCCUAUACUGUGGCCCGGGGCCAGCUCUGCACGCGCAUACUUCCCCGCGGGGAUAUGGUACGGCCUCGAUGGCACACUUAUGACACCCGGCUGGAGGAAUGUCACAGAACAACAUAUGCUAGCUGUCAAGGGAGGUGGUAUUUUACCAUUACAAGAGCCGGGCGCAGGCGUGGUAUCGACACGGGAAUGUCGCACGCGGCCGCUGCACCUGCUGGCCGCGCCGGACCUCACUGGACACGCACGCGCCAUGCUGUACUGGGAUGAUGGACUUGGAUUACAGACAUAUGAUGAGAGUAAAUACAGUUUAAUACAUUUCACAUUGGAUAAACAAGAGUUCCGCAGUGAACUGCAAUGGUGGGCAUACGGGAUGCCAUCUAUCAACAAAAUAACAAUCUUCGGACAGAAGUUGCCAAUCAAAAAUGUCACUGUCAACCAACAACCCUGUAAGGAACCUCUCUGCGAAUACUCUUAUACCGGUAACACACAAAUAUUUGGUUGUGAGACAUGUGGAUCCAAAGAUUGUUCCCGCCAUAAUCCAGAUGUGGCACCAGAGCCAUGGAGUGGGUUACUUAUACAUAAACAAUUGGACCAAGCCAUAGAAGAUUUCUACAAUGCUAUAUUAGACCAAUUUGUAAACUCUUGGUACAGUAAGAUAACUCUACAACCAUUUUUUAUUGAUGAGUUGAGAUUACAACUGAGAUAUGCGUCUGCUAAUCUGUUGAAAAGAGCUCUGAAGAUAGACUAUGCUCGUCUAAUCAUGGAGAGGUUAGUGCCGUGUGCACUCCGACACUAUGCGGUGGCAUCGAGCGGCGCGCGGCCCGCGCUCCAUGUGGCCGCAUGCAACCGUGCUGCGGAGAUGAAAUACUUAAGAUCGCUAACUGAAGUGUUAUUACCAUUGGUACUACAGCCCAAUGAGACGAAUAACUCUGUGUUUCGAGUGUUGGUCCGUGAGGUGUUUGCAGGCUGGGUGUUAUUGUCACUCACAGAUGUGUUAGCAGACCCUUAUAUACUGAACGCACUAAUCUUACUAGCUACAAGCGAUGAGACGAUGGCUGAACUACCCACCACUCCUAAUUAUAAGGUGGAGUUCUUAGAGACGUUCAGCCGCCAGACGGAGUGCGUGUACAGCGCGCGCAGCAGACUGCUGCAGGUGGACGUGGAGGCGGUGCUGGCGCAGCAGGACCAGCUGUACGCACUGAUGCAGCACUUAAAGGCUGCUGGGCAUCUGCAGCUGCUGCAGUUCUAUAAGGACAUUAAAGUGUUCCAAAGUACGCUGUUAAACCCGGAGCUGAGCGACGCGGAGCGUGCUGCGCUGGCGGGUGAAGCGCGGGCACUGGCGGAGCUCUGCGCGCGCGUGCGUCUGCCGCCCGCCGUGCCGCGCGCACUACUGCGGGACCUGCGCCGCGACCUGCAAGCUGCCGACGUGCACACACUUCAGACCAGCCGCGCUCUGUACCAGGCUGCGCGGCAGUCGCACGCUGCGUUGGAGAAGUUGUUACUGCCGCGAUAUCUGCACAGUGAAGAAUUUUACAAGCUGUUGAUUGGUUCCCGAGUGGCCACAGGUUACCAAAAACAAAUGGCUAAAAGACAACAAGAUAAGUUAUUGAACGCGGCUAUGAAGAUAGGCAGUCGUCUGAAGGGCGCGCUAAGGUCACCGGCGGUGGACGGCCAGCUGCUGGAGGGCUACAACCAGCUGGACGACGGCAUGGAGAACCUGGACAUCCUCAAGUACCUGGACUCCAUCGCGGCCGAGGACAGCAUGGAGCAGGACCUCGCCAACUUUAAAGUGGUCCUCACUAAUGUGGAAACGCAACUUCAAGCUCCGCCGCGGCGUGGUACUGUGCGGGUGUUCACGCUAGCGGUGCACCGGGCGGGGGGUGCGGUGGGUGCAGGGGGUACAAGGGGUGCGGGGGGCGCGGAGCUUUGGGGGGCUCGCCGCACGGAGCACGACUUCCACCUGCUCCGCGCCAAGCUGCAUGAGUUCCACGGAGACGCGCUGCACGACCUCGCACUGCCUUCAAGACGAGACAACAGUCCUCUGGAGACUCUCCGGUACAAAUACGAAGACUUCUUACAAAGGUUACUCCAGAAGCCGCUGCUGCAGACCAGCGAGCUGCUGUACCUGUUCCUCACGGUGGACGGAGACUUCUCCCUGGUGGUGCAGGCCUCCACCCUGAACGCCAACAGCCCAGACCUGGGCAACAUCUACCAGUCUGUUGCACAUAAACUGAGGAAAGAGAAGGGACAGCAUUUGGAAAGUUUUUUAAGGAACUUCUUGGUUUCUUCUGAUAAAGAACGGUAUCAAGCUCUUAAGCAGGGGGUCCGUGAAGUGGAGGAAGCGCUAGAAGCGGACGAGGGGUCAUCAUUGCGGGUGGGUGCGGGGGGUGCGGUGGGUGCGGCGGGUGCUGGAGGUGCGCGGGGGGCGCGCGGGCAGGUGUUCGGGGACAACUUCGCGGAGCCGCCCCCCGUGCCCGCCCCCCGACCCGGCGGACAGCAGGCGGCGGUCGCGGGCUUUACACAGUGCUUCAUGUAUUUAUUGCUAAAGGUUGUGAAAGCGCCGACCUUCCUGUGCGGCAUUGCGGGCAGCUUGUUGUCGAUGACGCGCACUGUACUGGAUGACGCGUUUAACUCGUAUCUCAACACAACGCUGGCUACCCUACUUUGUGAGAGGAGGAUGGCGCAUCUCAUACGAUUAGGACACGGGUUGGUGUUCGGCAAGCGGAGCCUCCCCCCCCGCGCGGAGCCCCGCUCGCAGCGCGAGGCGGCGCGCGCGCGUCUGCCGCUGCCCGCGCUGCGACACGCCUUCGAUCUUAUACAGAGCCCGCAGCUUAACAAACAGUUGGUGUACAGCUUGUUGGAUCUCUGCGUGUUGGAGUUGUUUCCCGAGUUACAGGACAAGGAAGUGAUGGCGAUGAACAUAUAAAGACUUCCUUAUUCGAGUAAUUUAUUUAUUAAACGCUUUUGUAUAUCGCGUAUAAACUGAAUAUCUUAAAUGGAUUUAUAUUUUUUGUAAUUAAUCUCUUAAAAAAGUUGUACGUAAAAAUAGUUAAUUGUAAAUAACAAUAGGUUAUUGAAACUAUUUUUAUAUUAUUAAUUUAGUUAAUAUAUUGUAUUAACGGCCUUCGAGAAAGGCUGAGUAUUCCUGAAGUGACCAUAAAACGAAUAUUUGCAACGUAAAAAUAAAUUAUUUUGAUUACAGUU
This is a messenger RNA of Papilio polytes (common Mormon), 6248 nucleotides long. RefSeq lists its product as uncharacterized. The coding region runs from base 238 to 5970 and encodes 1910 amino acids. Gene Ontology annotation, molecular function: phosphatidylinositol binding; carbohydrate binding; alpha-1,4-glucosidase activity. The record is from RefSeq and is a predicted model, not a curated record. Gene Ontology annotation, biological process: carbohydrate metabolic process. Lineage: Eukaryota; Metazoa; Arthropoda; Insecta; Lepidoptera; Papilionidae. The transcript is spliced from 35 exons.